This is a messenger RNA of Aptenodytes forsteri (emperor penguin), 1480 nucleotides long. It is a transcript of the gene RAB10, whose product is annotated as RAB10, member RAS oncogene family. The record is from RefSeq and is a predicted model, not a curated record. NCBI's taxonomy places the organism in Eukaryota, Metazoa, Chordata, Aves, Sphenisciformes, Spheniscidae. Gene Ontology annotation, biological process: cellular response to insulin stimulus. Bases 1 to 765 code for a protein of 254 amino acids. Gene Ontology annotation, cellular component: recycling endosome; insulin-responsive compartment; Golgi apparatus. The transcript has 8 exons. Gene Ontology annotation, molecular function: GTPase activity; GTP binding.
AUGGACCCUGCGGGCAGGACCAGGCUGCCUCCACCUCCCGGCCACGACACCUGUGGAAAGAGGCAGCGCAAGCAGAGGCCGGCGCAGGGUGGGCUGGGGGAGCCAGGGGAAGGCGUGUCGUUAAAGGAAACUGCCCACUUUCCAAAUGACCCCCAGACGCUUAAAACAGCCGGCUGUCCUUCCCUCGUCUGCGAGCGAGCCGCUGGGCUUCUGGCAAAGCUGACUUUAGCCCUUCAUUGGAGCACAGCUCCUGACCACGGUAGUUCCUUCAACAUCACGAAAGAGACCUGGAUAGACUUCAAGAUUAAAACCGUUGAAUUACAAGGAAAGAAGAUCAAGCUACAGAUAUGGGACACAGCGGGGCAGGAACGGUUUCACACCAUCACCACCUCCUAUUACAGAGGUGCCAUGGGGAUCAUGCUAGUAUAUGACAUCACCAAUGCCAAGAGCUUUGAAAACAUCAGCAAGUGGCUCAGAAACAUAGAUGAGCAUGCCAAUGAAGAUGUGGAGAGGAUGCUGUUAGGAAACAAGUGUGACAUGGAAGAUAAAAGAGUUGUCCCUAAAGCAAAAGGCGAACAGAUUGCUAGGGAGCACGGUAUUAGGUUUUUCGAAACUAGUGCAAAAGCAAAUAUAAACAUUGAGAAGGCAUUCCUCACAUUAGCAGAAGACAUUCUUCGAAAGACCCCUGUAAAAGAGCCCAACAGUGAAAAUGUAGAUAUCAGCAGUGGAGGUGGGGUGACAGGCUGGAAGAGCAAGUGUUGCUGAACGUUCUCCUGUAUCACCAAUCGCCAUCCACCGCCCCUUUUUUCUCGCUGCAAAACAAACCACUCUGCCCGUUUUUAACCUUAAACCAAUGUUUUGUUCCUCAUCUUAACAAGCUCCUGUCUCCCUUUGUUUUUCUGUUUAGGACAGCUUGCAUACUAUAAUUUUCUCAACAACAUGUAUAGGAAAAUCAUCUCCGUGACUUCAUUUUUUCAUGUACCUGCUCAACUUACCACUACGUUUUGGUUGUAUUAUAGUCCCGUUCCUCCUGACAUUAAAACAUAUAGCAAUCAUAUUCAAUUCUAUUCUGCAAAUUGUAUAAGAAUAAAAGUUAGAAUUAACAAUUUAUUUUGUACAACAGUGGAAUUUUCUGUCAUGGAUAAUGUGCUUGAGUCACCAUACUCUCUAGAUGCAUCAGCAAAAGAGCCAGGAAAACACUCAUUUUCGCCUUGAGUCUGUGAAUGGGGUUUAUUUUGUCCUGUGCCUUAUGUGGAAAGGAACUUUUGUUUUCACUUUUUUUUUUUUUUAUUUCUUUUCUUCUGGUGGAAGCAUGUGCAGGAGACAUACCAUCCAUACUUGACCAUUUUUAAAAUACUGAACUCUUUUGUGAUUGCUUUCUGUAAUUGUUGGUGUAAUGCAUCGAGGACAAAGGGUGGUGCAAAAAAAAAAAAAAAUUACAUUUAAUCUGCUGUGUCUCCUUUUUGGUGAUCUAGCCAUU